Messenger RNA from Parnassius apollo (apollo), 369 nucleotides. NCBI's taxonomy places the organism in Eukaryota, Metazoa, Arthropoda, Insecta, Lepidoptera, Papilionidae. The record is from the annotation of a GenBank genome assembly.
AUGGAGCUAGAAGAAGAAUCAUCUUCAAUAUUAUUUCCAUCACCUCCACCUCCAGCUUCAUCGAUAAUUAUUCAAGCUGUUGACGAAGGUGAACACGCCGACGUUGGCAUGAGUACUUUUACCGACCUCAGAAAUAUGAUUUGUACUACAAAUGCGAAAUUAGCUUCAGGGAUUACAGGUACAACUCAAAGUUUAAUAACUACUACUAGCAUAACAUCUGAUUCCUGCUUAGAAAUACAAAAUGAUAACGAGGCAAACAUUAAUAACACACCAGUUCCUGCUAACGUUAUGCUGCAGUUGAUUGAACAAACUGAAUAUUUUGAACCGCUCUUUGAAAAAGAAAAUAUUUGCACUUCCCCCACAAAAUGA